UGACGGCUGCCGCGGGAGUGGAGGCUUCCCUAGUUCCCCAGGAGAGGUGGGAGACUCGGCACGAAGAGGGCACCAGAUCUCAUUACAGAUGGUUAUGAGCCAUCAUUUGGCUGCUGGGAAUUGAACUCAGGCCUUCUGGAAGAGCAGCCAGUGCGCCCAACCUCUGAGCCACCUCUCCAGCCCUAAAAGGGACAUGUUUAAUACGUCAUCAUUGAAUAAAUGUAUGAAAGUUCCUUGCCAAGCAUUCUUCGUUGGGACCUUCUUUUUUCUGCUUACUGAAUAAUUUUUUCAGAAGUUCCUUUUUUUUUUUUUUUGGUGCCAUGUUCUGUGGCCUACAUCAAAAGAGGAGUUUGUCUUCAUGAAGAUUCCUAACAUUGGUAAUGUGAUGAAUAAAUUUGAGAUCCUUGGGGUUGUAGGUGAAGGAGCCUAUGGAGUUGUGCUUAAAUGCAGACACAAGGAAACACAUGAAAUUGUGGCCAUCAAGAAAUUCAAGGACAGUGAAGAAAAUGAAGAAGUCAAGGAAACGACUUUACGAGAGCUUAAAAUGCUUCGCACUCUCAAGCAGGAAAACAUCGUGGAGCUGAAGGAAGCCUUUCGCCGGAGAGGGAAGCUGUACCUGGUGUUUGAAUAUGUUGAGAAAAAUAUGCUUGAAUUGCUGGAAGAAAUGCCAAAUGGAGUUCCACCUGAAAAAGUGAAAAGCUACAUCUACCAACUAAUUAAAGCUAUUCACUGGUGCCACAAGAAUGACAUUGUCCAUAGAGAUAUAAAGCCUGAAAAUCUCUUAAUCAGCCACAAUGAUGUCCUGAAACUAUGUGACUUUGGUUUUGCUCGAAAUCUCUCAGAGGGCAAUAAUGCGAAUUACACCGAGUAUGUGGCUACAAGGUGGUACCGGUCGCCAGAGCUAUUACUUGGAGCUCCCUAUGGCAAGUCCGUAGACAUGUGGUCAGUGGGCUGUAUUCUUGGGGAGCUUAGUGAUGGACAGCCCUUAUUUCCUGGAGAAAGUGAAAUUGACCAACUCUUUACUAUUCAGAAGGUGCUAGGACCACUUCCAUCUGAGCAGAUGAAGCUCUUCUACAGUAAUCCUCGUUUCCAUGGGCUCCGGUUUCCGGCUGUUAACCAUCCUCAGUCAUUAGAGAGAAGGUACCUUGGAAUCUUAAAUAGUGUUUUACUUGACCUCAUGAAGAAUUUACUGAAGUUGGACCCAGCUGACAGAUAUUUGACAGAGCAGUGUUUGAAUCACCCUACAUUUCAAACCCAGAGACUUUUGGAUCGGUCUCCUUCAAGGUCAACGAAAAGGAAACCUUACCACGUGGAAAGCAGCACGCUGUCUAAUAGAAACCAAUCCAGCAAGGGUGCCGCUUUACAGACUCACCACAGAUCCAACAGCAAAGACAUUCAGAACCUGGGUGUGGGUCUGCCCCGGGCUGAUGAAGGCCUUCCCGCAAAUGAAAGCUUCCUGAAUGGAAACCUUGCUGGAGCUACUCUCAGCCCAAUGCAUACCAAGACCUACCAAGCAAGCACCCAGCCUGGAUCUUCCAGCAAAGAUCUCACAAACAACAACAUACCACACCUUCUCAGCCCAAAAGAAGCCAAGUCCAAAACAGAGUUUGACUUCAGUAUCGACCCAAAGCCUUCAGAAGGUCCAGGCACUAAGUACCUCAAGUCCACCAGCAGAUCUCAACAGAACAGGCACUCGUUCAUGGAAAGCUCCCAGAGCAAAGCAGGGACGCUGCAGCCUAGUGAGAAGCAAAGUCGGCACAGCUAUAUCGACACCAUUCCCCAGUCCUCCAGGAGUCCAUCUUACAGAACGAAGGCCAAAAGCCAUGGGGCGUUGAGUGACUCCAAGUCUGUGAGCAACCUUUCAGAAGCCAGAGCCCAAAUCACUGAGACUAAUACCAGUAGAUACUUCCCAUCCAGUUGCUUGGACUUGAACUCUCCCACCAGCCCAACCCCCACCAGGCACAGUGACACGAGAACUUUGCUCAGCCCUUCCGCGAGAAAUAACCGAAACGAGGGCACUCUGGACUCACGCCGAACUACUACCAGACACUCAAAAACCAUGGAAGAGUUGAAGCUGCCUGAACACAUGGACAGCAGCCAUUCGCACUCGCUGUCUGCGCCUCAUGAGUCAUUUUCUUACGGGCUAGGCUACACCAGCCCCUUCUCCUCUCAGCAGCGCCCCCACAGGCACUCCAUGUACGUGACCCGGGACAAAGUUCGAGCUAAAGGCCUUGAAGGAAGCCUGAGCAUAGGGCAAGGCAUGGCGGCGAGAGCGAACAGCUUGCAGCUCUUAUCACCCCAGCCUGGAGAACAGCUCCCUCCAGAGAUGACUGUGACGAGACCUUCUGUUAAAGAGUCCUCCAGAGAAGGCACCACUUCAUUCCACGCCCGUCAGAAGUCUGAGGGUGGAGUAUACCAUGACCCCCACUCUGAUGAUGGCGCGGCUCCCAAAGAAAAUCGGCAUCUGUACAAUGAUCCUGUCCCAAGGAGAGUUGGUAGCUUCUAUAGAGUGCCCUCUCCACGACCAGACAAUUCUUUCCAUGAAAAUAAUGUGUCCACCCGGGUUUCUUCUUUGCCAUCUGACAGCAGUUCUGGUACCAAUCAUUCAAAAAGACAGCCAGGAUUUGAUCCAUGGAAAAGCCCUGAAAAUAUUAGUCAUUCUGACCAGCUCAAAGAAAAGGAGAAGCAAGGCUUUUUCAGGUCAAUGAAAAAGAAAAAGAAGAAAUCUCAAACAACAGACUCCACCAACGGGGAGAAUCCAAGCAUCAAGAAAUCCCUCUUUCCUCUUUUUAAUUCAAAGAAUCAUUUAAAGCAUAGUUCUUCUUUGAAAAAGCUUCCUGUAGUCACUCCACCCAUGGUACCCAACACUGAUGGUCCCGAUCUUCUGACUCUCCAGAAAGCCAUUCAUUCUUCUAGCACUGCAAGCAGCAGACCAAAGGAGUGGCGCCCUGAGAAGCUGGCGGAUCUGCAGACCCAGAGCCAGCCACUCAAAUCCCUUCGCAAGCUGCUGCAUCUCUCGUCGUCGACCAAUCACCCGGCUUCUUCAGAUCCUCGUUUCCAGCCCUUAACAGCUCAACAAACCAAAAAUUCCUUCUCAGAAAUUCGGAUUCACCCCCUGAGCCAGGCCUCUGGUGGGAGCAGCAACAUCCGGCCGGAGCCUACACCAAAGGGCAGGCCAGCCCUUCAGCUGCCAGAAAAAAAUAAAAUUGUCCUAGUCUGUAAGCUGGAUUUGUGGGGCCAGCAGAACCGGCAGAGUGGAACCACUUUCAUGUCGAAGGCCCUUCGUUUCUCACAAGGGUAAGCUCUCUCCACCCCCUUCGAUCCUCGGUCCAAUUGAUCCUCCUUGGGAAUCUGAAAUCAGUCUCCGUGUUGUAUGCAGAUUAGAAGUUGCCUUGUUUGCUGCUCUUCCCAGGCAGAGUAUCAGGGAGAAAGAGGCCUUAUCUGUCCCUCCUCCGUGUCCCCUCCUGUUUGGCAGACCCGCUGAGAAUCCCUCAGGAUUUCCGUUCCCAGAAGGCUGCUGUGAGUCAUUUCAGGCAUAGACAAGCUGGUCCUAGUGCUGUGCUUCAGGGCUCAUCCGAAGAAACCCAGGAAUCGAAAUGCUAGAUGCCUUGACUUUUGUCCCUGUUUGGGGAUUAAAGUGUUUCUUGCCAGAAUCAUCAAAAGCUCUGGUUUAAAUUCAGUGGAGUUUCAUGAGAAAGACGAUGCUUUUCCUUCUGGAGAAUGUGUAUUCUCCAUACUGGCUUCGAGUUUCCAAGAGUGGAAAGUAAAGCUCGCAGAAAAUCCAUGUUCCCUAGGGGUGAUCAGUGGGUUCUAGUCACCGGUCUCUCUCCCUCUCCUUGUUUACUCUGGUCAGUGAUGGGGUGGCCUCGGGGAGGAGCGGCCAUGUGGCCAUAGGAAGAAGUCAAUUCUUACUGUAAACUUGCAUUGAUGAACAGAGACAAUUAAGCCAAACAAAAUAGUUAACCCAGAGUUCAAUCUCCAAGAAUUGCUUUGUGCCAUUCUGAAUUCAGGUAGUUAUUCUGUAUAUACUUAGACAAUUAUCAGAACUUCUUCAAUCUUUACUAAGUUUGAAGGGGGUAAUCUGGGAAGGCACAGGACAGGGUGACAUUGAAACCCCUGUUCAUUCUUAAAAACAAAAAUAGGGAUAAGCCAGAGGGAUAUGCCAUCCGAUGUGUGGUAGAUAAUCAGUGGACAUUCUUAAUUGCACAGACUUUAUAAACCAUUAUAUAAAGUGUAUUCCAUACUUUUUACUGUGGCAAGGGUGUGAUGUGGUUGUUAAUCUUUUUAAUUUUUGAAUCCAAACUGAAUUUAAAGUGUUGAAUACUUAAAAUUCCUCACAAGCUAAUUACGAAGCAUUUGUAAAGUGUUUCUAUAACUCUUUGUAUCAUGUGUUGGUACAUCUUAUCAAGUUUUUUCUGGCAUGUAUUCCAUUCUAAACUUCUGUAAAAUUUCUAUUGUUGCUGUACAAUAUUCUACAAAUAUCUACUCCGUGGUAAGCUUCAUUAACAGCAUGAAAUGGUUAAUUUUUACUGAGCACAAUGUAUUUUUGAAUGGAUCUUCCCACAUGUCUUUAAUAAAAUGCAGAUUUUGCACUGA
This is a messenger RNA of Alexandromys fortis (reed vole), 4596 nucleotides long. RefSeq names its product cyclin dependent kinase like 5 (gene Cdkl5). The coding region runs from base 359 to 3301 and encodes 980 amino acids. The record is from RefSeq and is a predicted model, not a curated record. Gene Ontology annotation, cellular component: dendrite cytoplasm; nucleus. Gene Ontology annotation, biological process: positive regulation of axon extension; protein phosphorylation; regulation of dendrite development. Gene Ontology annotation, molecular function: protein kinase activity; ATP binding. The transcript has 21 exons. Lineage: Eukaryota; Metazoa; Chordata; Mammalia; Rodentia; Cricetidae.